This is a messenger RNA of Girardinichthys multiradiatus, 2350 nucleotides long. RefSeq lists its product as uncharacterized. The record is from RefSeq and is a predicted model, not a curated record. NCBI's taxonomy places the organism in Eukaryota, Metazoa, Chordata, Actinopteri, Cyprinodontiformes, Goodeidae. The transcript has 6 exons. The coding region runs from base 349 to 1545 and encodes 398 amino acids.
UCACAUCACUCGGCGCUGAUUUUUGUGUCCGCCAUCAACCUGCUUCAGAAGACAACAUUCACCGCAGGCCAGAAGAUUUCACCGAAACUCCGGUUUACGCGAGAACAACUCCAGUUUUCUGUUCCGGUCCAUCUGGCUCCGGCCGGGUCAAACAAUGUACCUCUCGUGCAUGCUCUCUUCGGGCUCCAUGGAACUUGGAGCGGAGCACAACGGAGUUACCGUGGAUGUAGUAGAUUGUAUUGGAUCAAGUCAGCUGAUUUGUCAGGGAGAAGACCUGCUAAGUUGCGAGCUAUUCUGAAUCCUGAUGACACCAGAAAGUUAUUCCUGCCUGAUGGAAUUCCAGGGACAAUGGAGCAGCUCUUGGAUGAGAUUAAAAAAGUUUGUGGUUUAAAAGGAAACAUAAGACUCCAAUACCAAGACAAAGACUUUGGAGAUGCACUUGUAAACUUGACAUCAACUGAGGAACUUGGUGAUUUGGCAACCGUCAAGAUUAUCCCCAUAAAUGAUUGUAGCCAAGAAGAUAACCUGACAAUCUGUGAUGAGUCUUUUAAUUCAGAUGUCAUAGAGGUCUUAUCCUCACCCUCUAGCUCUGUCUCCACAAGAACCCAGAUGUGGCCAAGAGAGUUUCCAAUACCCAAAUUCUCUUACGACACAGAAAUACAGUUAGAAAAGGGAAACACAGUGUUUAGGUCAAACAUGACAAGGUUGACAAUGUGUUCAAAGACAAAGUCAGACAUUCUGGAAAAGGUAGCUGAAGAAAUAUUCAAGUACAAAACUUAUCCAACAGAUGUUGACUUUAGUGACGUUGCUGAGGCACUAAUUAGGAAGCACCCGUGCCUGUUUGAGCCUGGUUCAUACAACGGCUGUUAUGGGUGGAAACAGCAACUGAAGACAAAAAUGGGAAACUACCGAACUCAGCUGAAGGGCAUUGGAUGUUCAGAGUUACCUGUAAAUUCCCUCAAGUCCAAAGCUCCAGAAGAUGCAUCACCAGCAAAGAAAGUGAAGAGACCCAGAAGGGGAGAGGCCAACCACAUACCUGAGAUUCCAACAGGAGAAACUUCUGAAAAACUGGAAAAUGAGAGGCUGUCACUGCUCCAUGAAGUUACAAAGCAAAAUAAUCGUGCAGUGAUAAAGGCCAAAAUGGCCCAGACAUUUUCAUUGCGAAGACAGGAAGUUGUGGAGAAGGAGUUACAUGUGGUUAAGCUGAAAGCAAGGUGGCCUGCAUUGUUCACAGUGGAUGAGCCACGAUUCCUGGCUUUCUUGGACAAGCACCACAGCAAGCUGAUUGAGAUCAUUAGAAACAAGGGAGGGAUUGUCAGAGAGAAGACACGGGAUAUAUUAAAAGUUCUUGAUCAGAACCUUGACGUGAUGCUAAAAAGAGAGUGUCUGCUUAAGUGUCUUCUUGUGUACCUUGGAGAAGAUGUGGACCAACUUAUCAAGGAAUAUCUGGUUGCUCAGCAGGAUGAAGCUGAACUCGCCCUUGCGAAAUGUACAAUGGCUGUUCGUCAUCAGAGGCGAAGAGGACACUCUACAGGCGCCAUAUGACAUUGGGAUUGUCAUUGAAGGUGUGAAAGUCCUUAAUGAGUUGCCAUCAGUCGCACAUGCAUGUGCUAUGCUAUUUGGCUUGAUCUAUACUCUCAACUUGAGCUAUCCUGUAGAGCUCAAAUACACCUUUGAUGCACUCCAGAAACUGUUCAUGGAGAUAGAAUCAAAGAAAAUGACAUGUAGAGUCUGUAGUCUCAGUGUCAAGCUCUAAGCUUUGGAUCAUCCAAUGAGACAUUUGGAUUCUACCUUUUUUGUCUUUUAUAGUUUAUUUGCAACCACAUACACUUUAGGGAAGUGUAAAUAAUUUCUGUUAGAUUGCAUUGAGGAGGAACAGACCUUUAAAGACAAACUAAGUAUCUGUCUUCUUUUUUUUAAUUGUUUAAAUGGUUCUGUCUGUCAUUCAUCUUAGACAUGUUUGCACGGUGUUCUAAAUGUUUUUGUUAAAAGCUGUUACAUCACCAAUCUCAACUUUGUGUGAGUGAGAUGUUCAAAUUGAGUGUAUUUUUGAAGAAGUCUAACAACUAGUUUAUUGAUGAAGGUCGGGUAGGUAUUGGAGGGACAAUCACUUCACUUAAUGUUGUUUGGUGUAUUUUUAUUUUAUUUCCCUUUUACUGUGUAAAUAACACUGAAGUGCUUUACUUUGUAAUUUUUAUUGUAAUGUUUUUUUGUACAUGAAAGAGAGCCUUUGUUCAAAAACACACCAUAAUAUAUGGGGAGAAAUUAUCUUUAUUUCUAGCAAGCUAAUUUAGAAAAUAUCUUGGUUUUAAGAAAUUCUUUGUUUUUUGUAAAACCAGAGCUUUUGUGA